Antechinus flavipes (yellow-footed antechinus) is the source of this 1744-nucleotide messenger RNA. It is a transcript of the gene TEKT5, whose product is annotated as tektin 5. Bases 90 to 1547 code for a protein of 485 amino acids. Gene Ontology annotation, biological process: cilium movement involved in cell motility; cilium assembly. Lineage: Eukaryota; Metazoa; Chordata; Mammalia; Dasyuromorphia; Dasyuridae. The record is from RefSeq and is a predicted model, not a curated record. The transcript has 7 exons. Gene Ontology annotation, cellular component: sperm flagellum; nucleus; microtubule cytoskeleton.
CUACAAUACAAAAAAUCCUAACCAAGCACAAUAAUUCCAGAUGCCUGUGACUUCUGCAGAGUUUAGUUGAUAAGAGCUUAUGGUAGAAGAUGGAGUUUCUUGGAACGACUCAGACUGCCAGUUACUGCAGUCCCAGAAAAUCUUAUUUGUCUGAGUUGCCUCCUGCUACUAUCACUCAGGAGAGUUACCAACCUUACCAUUUGCCAGGAUACCGACAACCUAACUCAUGGAAGCCUAAUGUAUGUUACAAAGUCUCCGCCAACCAGAGCUGUCCUGCUGAGGGGACCAGAGGCCGGAGUUCCUUGAGGCCUCCCACUAUCCUGCCUGCCCUGCGCACUGCCCUGUUCUCCCGGUAUAGUCACCACGACUGGGAUCAGUCAAACAUGGCCCAGUUGCGUGGGGCUGAAACCUGUCGGCAGUGGGCCAACAGGAUGACAGCUGAUUCUAUGAGGUUGAUGCAGGACAAAGGCCAGUUGACUGAACAGAUGCAGGACGGCACCUGCAGAAACCUGUGCCAACGGCUAUCUGAUAUUGGCUUCUGGAAAUCAGAGUUGACCUAUGAACUAGACAGGUUAUUGAAUGAGAGCCAUGCACUGAGCACUGUCAAGAAGCGACUAGUGUGUGCAGCCGACGAGUUAGAAAAUCCAUUGCAGGUGGCCCUCGAAUGUUUGUACCAUCGUGAAAAGCGGAUAGGUGUCGAUUUAGUCCAUGACAUUGUUGAAAAAAACCUUAUCCAGGAGGUUGAUUUGCUAAAAUGUUGUCAAGAUCAAAUAAAAAAACUUGUAGAAAGAUGUGAUGCUCAGCUGCGGGAUAACCGAGAUGCCCAACAUGCACUGGAGAAGGACUUAGCUGAUAAAAAUUCUGCACAGUUUAUUGAAGAGAAGUGCUUCAACCUGAGAAACACAUCAGAUGCUAUCACCUUCUUCCAUGGAGUAGAGAAAGUAGAUGACGCGGUCUCAGUACCUGAGACAUUGGCCAAGUUUAGUGAUGAUAACAUUAAGCAUUCUCAAAAUAUGAGAGCCAACUCCAUCCGGCUUCGGGAAGAAGCUGAGAGACUACUGGAAGCCUCAUCAGAUCAAAUAUGGAAGCAGUAUACUAAUACCAACCUGGCUUUCAGCUCCCGAAUUUCUGAGGUGACAGAUGUGAAAAAUAAACUUCAGCUGCAACUGGCAAAGACACUGCAGCAAAUCUUUCAGACUGAGAAUACCAUCAUGCUUUUGGAGAGGGCCAUCAUGGCCAAGGAGUGUCCAUUGAAGGUGGCUCAGACGAGGCUACAUCACAGGACCCGGCGCCCUAACGUGGAACUCUGUCGGGAUGUCCCUCAUUGCAAGCUAGUGAAUGAGACUUUCACCAUCGAUGACACUUUGAAGACGCUGAAGAUGCGGCUGUGUGAGGCGCAGGAUACCCUGCACCUUCUGGUCCUCACCAAGACCCGUUUGGAACAUGAUGUUUCUGUCAAGGCCAACUCUCUUUUCCUCGACAAGGAAAAAUGUAUGGCAAUGCGAAAGACCUUUCCCAGCACCCCUCGCCUAGUGGGUUAUACUUGAAUCUCUGAGCCCCACUGUACUCCUAACUUGCUCUUCCUUCUCCCUUCCUCACUGCGCACGGAUAGCAGUCCACUCCUUGUUUCACCUGUUAAAUAUGUGACAAAAAGUUGGAAAUCAGAAAAAAGAAAUCUGCACUUACUCCCUUUUUACCAUUAUAAAAAAUAUUUAUAAAGUCAAAUAAAUAUACGAAAACCACA